AUGUCCAGGAUUGCGCCCCUGGGACCGUCACUGUGCCCGAAUCAACACACUGGGCUUUUACCUUAUCCUUCGGAUUGCUCCAAGUUUGUCAAUUGUUGGAAAGGCAGGUCUCAUAUCCAGGAUUGCGCCCCUGGGACCGAGUACAACCAGAACUUGGGCCAAUGUGAUUUCCCUUCCAAGGCUAAAUGUCGGCCUAAGGUUCAAGACCUGCCCGAGCCUCUAUACGAUGCCGUGAUUCAAGCCCGAUCUUCCUUACCUAUUGAUGGAUUCGUUCAACCUAGUCCGCCUUCAGGUCAAAAAGUUCGACUCCGAGGAGGUAAGGGACCCUUUGCUGGUUAUCUGGAGAUGUCCAAGAAUAAUGAAUGGGGCCUGGUUUGUGAUGCUGGAACUUGGACCAUUGACGAGGCAAGAUUGGUUUGCAAAGAUCUGGGAUUUGCCCGAGGCGUCAGGUCGACAACACAGGGUUUGAUUUAUGGACCAGUUGACGAAUCUCGCAAAAUAUCCGAAGAGGUCACAUGCCGUGGCGAUGAGACUUCAUUUGAUCAAUGUGAUGUGGUCUACUCAAGUCCAAACACCGGGGGAUCCUGCAAGCUUGCGUCUGAAAUCGUGUCAAUUAGAUGUGCCAUCGACAGUACGGCGGUGUGUCUCGAAGGUGAGAUCCCAUGGGGAGACUCAUGCUACUCGCUCUAUUUUAACCGCAGUACCUUUCACGAGGCCCAAGAAACCUGUCAGAGGGAUGGGAAAUAUUUGGCCGAAAUCACAGACCAACAAGAGAAUGAUAUCCUCAGUGAACUCCUCAUUCAAAAUCGACUCUCUCCUGGGCUGUUAGCCGAAGUAUGGACCGGUGGAAUUGGUGGAGGAAAUCGUCGCUCACCCUUGUACUACUGGCAUGGAUCCCGACAAAAGAUUGGAAUGUUUCGUAAUUGGUGGCCGGGAUGGAGUGGAGAGAGAAAAGGCAUUGAUUUACAAGGCAGCUCCAAGGCAGUCAAGCUUAGUCGGAAGUUUGACUUUGUCCAAAAAUAUAAGAAGGAAGAGAAAUUAACAGAUUAUUACUUUUGGGCUCUGGAUGACUUUCGAGCCCGCUUAGCGUUCUUAUGUGAACGAAAACAGGCCGAAAUUGGAUGCAUUGAAGGACAAGGCGAGUCCUAUCGUGGCAAUGCUAACAUCGGAGAGUCGGGAGAUCCUUGCAUGCCUUGGGAUUCACCUCAACUCUCUUUUGUGCUGGAUCCACAUCUAAUUCCAAAUUUGGGACCACUCAAUGGAAACAACUUCUGCCGAAAUCCAGAUGGUGAUUCUGCACCUUGGUGCAUUGCUCCUAAUGGAGAAUUCGAUUACUGCGACAUUCCCCAAUGCAAAGACCAAGAGCACACGCCCAUCGAUUUGCCGGAUAUCAUUGACCAAGAGCAAAAGGUAUCCACUUGCAAAGGGAACCAAUUCCAAUGUGACACGGAUCAGACAGAAUGCAUCCUGUCGGUUUACGUUUGCGAUGGCCAUGAUGAUUGUUCUAAUAGAGCUGAUGAGCUCAAUUGCCAAGGAAGAGAGAUCGAUAAUUAUGCCACAUAUGAGGGGCAACGGUUGGCAGUCCCCUACUUGGAACGAUGGCUCCACCAAACGGUAGAAGCAUGCGCUCUUCACUGCAAGAAUGCACGGGGCUUUGAUUGCAAAUCCUUUUCGUACCAAAAAGAGCGAAGAAUUUGCACACUUCAUGCCGUAACGGUGGGAACCACGGGCAAACUCAAACUUGACUUCCAAUGGGAUUAUUAUGAAUUGAAGAAAGAGGCGUCAAAUUGUCCCAAGUAUCUUCAAUGCCCAAACCUAAAAUGUCUGUCGGAGAAUCAGAUAUGCGACGGAAAGUUCGAUUGUGGUGAAGGAAGCACUUUUGACGAGAAAUCUUGCGAGACCAAGCCCAACCUUGAGAUACGGUUAACUGAUGGCAAAACUACAAGUGAGGGGAAGAUCGAGAUCCGGGCUUUCGACUAUCCUUUUGGAGGUAUUUGUGACGAUGGGUUUGGCUUGGCUGAGGCCAAUGUGGUUUGUCGUCAAUUAGGCUUCACACAAGGAGCUUUAGAGGCAUUGAAUAACUUGGCGGGAAUUCGUCAACGGCCUAUUGUUUUGGAUGAGGUACAAUGCCAAGGGAACGAGUCUAGUCUUUUGGAAUGCUCUUUCCAACCCUGGAUGUAACAUGAUUGUCAAGCAAAUGAGUGGGCUGGUGUCAGAUGCAAGGACCAUUCCCGCGAAUGCAAUACCAAUGAGCAAUGGCAAUGCCAGAGUGGAGAAUGCGUCCCCUACGACUUCCUUUGUGACGGCAGAUCUGAUUGCUCGGAUGGCUCUGAUGAAAGUCGUGCUGGAUUUUGCGAGGAACCCUUGGCAGUCAGAUUGAUCAAUGGUAAUAA
Messenger RNA from Tigriopus californicus, 2393 nucleotides. RefSeq lists its product as uncharacterized. The record is from RefSeq and is a predicted model, not a curated record. Gene Ontology annotation, molecular function: chitin binding; protein binding. The transcript is spliced from 5 exons. Gene Ontology annotation, cellular component: extracellular region; membrane. The coding region runs from base 1 to 2181 and encodes 726 amino acids. NCBI's taxonomy places the organism in Eukaryota, Metazoa, Arthropoda, Copepoda, Harpacticoida, Harpacticidae.